This is a messenger RNA of Drosophila arizonae, 3575 nucleotides long. RefSeq names its product LON peptidase N-terminal domain and RING finger protein 2. Gene Ontology annotation, molecular function: protein binding; ubiquitin protein ligase activity; metal ion binding. NCBI's taxonomy places the organism in Eukaryota, Metazoa, Arthropoda, Insecta, Diptera, Drosophilidae. The record is from RefSeq and is a predicted model, not a curated record.
ACUGUUGAAAAGCAACGCCAGAUACUGCGACGUCGCGUUGACGUCGACGUCGUUGAAUACGUGACAACGCUCACCUACGAGCAGCAGUGCAGCAGCAGCAACAACAACAACAACAAUAGCAGCAGCAACAACAACAACAGCAACAACAAUAACAACAACAGCAAUGGCAAGUCGAGCUCACUGGAGCUAUCCUAUUUGAUUGGCGAGUCCUUUGCGCAAUCGGGCAAUCUGCCACAGGCUUUKMAUGUCUACGAACUGAUAGCCAGUGGACAGCAGGACGGCCAUGUGCCGUUGGACAAGCUGUCCUCGUUGGCCAGCGCCUUGACGGCGCACAUCAGGCAGCUGGGCAGCUCGGCCACACGUGAGUCGCGACUGAAGGCUCAGUAUCAGGAGCUGCUGCAGUGGACGGCGCUGGGUUUGGGCCUGGACCUGGAGGCGGAACAGGAUCUGCUGGACACGCGGGAAUUGCGUGUGCCCAGUCCGGUCUUGGGUGAGGAUUACGAUCCACUGCUCUGUCCGCUCUGCUCGGAUCUGCUGCGCAGUCCGGUGACCACGAACUGCGGCCACACGUUUUGUGGCCAGUGCUGCGAGACGAUCACCCAGUGCAACAUUUGCCACAUCAAGUUUCCGCGCAGCGCCGAGCGCAUGCCGCAGGGCGUGGCACUCACCAGCACCACCAGCACCAGCGCCACUGCGAGUGGCGGCGCCAUCAGCAGCAUCAGCUCAACUCACUCGGCCAGCUCUUCGCUGCGUUUCAUGACGGGUUUGCCUCCUGCUCCAAGUGGAGGUAGCUUUCAGCAUGGCCUCGGAUUGCGUCUGUCGAUGGCGGCACCCACCACAGUGACCACCACCACGGUGGCGUCCACCACAGCCACAGCCACCACAACAAUGGCCUCGAGCAGCUCGGCCUCGGCGCUGGUCGCCGGCAUGGGCGGCGGCUAUGCGCUGGGCGUGACCACGGCCAUGAAGUUCAUGCCGGAUGUCCUCAUCAGGCACCUGGUGGAGAAGUGGUGGGGUCCCGAGCUGCAGGCCAAGAAGAUCAUCGAGAAGGCGACCAGCUGCAUGCAUCUCAACCGACUCGACGAUGCCCUCAAGUUCUGCAAUGCCAGCCUAGAGAAAGUGCCGAGCAACUUUAAGAGUCUCUGCUUGCGCGCUGAGGUCCUAUUGAAGCUGAGCCACUAUCAGAGCUCCCUGGCGGACAUUGAGAAUGCGCUCAGAACGCGCUGCACUUCAGCCAAGGCUCACUAUCUGCGUGCCUUGGCCCUGAGCGGCUUGGGUCGCUUGGAGGAGGCGUUGCUCAAUGGCUUCUUGGCCAUUUGCCUGGACAGAAAUACAAAUCUCAGCAAUUCGGAAAUMUUUCAACAUGAUCUCGCCAAGAUUCUGCAACGUCUUUUGGCUCAAACGCCCAAGAGUCGUGAUUCUCUGCCSUCGCUGGCUGCGCAGCAGCAGCAGCGCAGCAAAGCGCCGUACACUCUGCUCUGGGAACAGCUGCGUCGCCGCAGGAAACAGCAUCAUCACCAUGUGCACCUGGACGAUGUGGAGGACGACUUCAGYCUGAGCUGCGAGCAGCAGCACUACGACAACUACAUCAUGGACGACGAGGAGGAGGUGGUGGAGGCAGCGGCCAUGGACGGCGACUUUCUGUUUCCCAGCGCGCUCGACUACAUCGAUCCGCGCCAGGUGUACGAUCAGCUGCACAGCGCCAAGCAGUUCGAGCUGCAGGCGCGUCGUCGUGCCAGUCGCAAGCAUUGCCGCAGAAAAUGGGCAGCGGCGCAGGCAGCGCAGUUGACGCCAGCCGCGACGGUCGAGACGGGACGCUGCAGUCGUUUGGUCAGCGACGUCCUGGAACGCACGCAGCAGGAGCUGCAGCGACUGAGAAAAUUGGAUAGCUCGGAGCAGCGACAGGUGUCGGUGGGCAGUCAGCUGAUUGAUGCCAGCGAUUUCGACUGCGUGCUCUGCUGUCGCACGCUGUGGAAGCCGGUGGUGACGCCGUGUGGACACACCUACUGUCUGGUAUGCUUGGAUCGUUGCAUGGAUUACAACUCCUCGUGUCCAUUGUGCAUGUCACCACUUGUGGAACUAAAUGUCAAUAAUCUGUAUCAGGGCUCAUCCUCGCCAGUACCCUUUGCGCUGGCCAAGCGGCCAGUUACGAAAUUCCUAGAAGCCGCAAUGAAACGAUUCAUUCCAGACCACUACGAAACCAGAUUUCGACAGGAGAUCGACCAGGAGCCGUCGGUGCCCGUAUUCAUAUGCACCGCCGCCUUCCCCUCGGUGCCCUGUCCGCUGUUCGUCUGCGAUCCGCGCUAUCGCUUGAUGGUGCGACGGGCCCUCGAGUCCGGCGACAAGACGUUCGGCAUCGUCCAGCCGCACAACGGCAAGUCGCGCUACUAUGACGUGGGCACCAUUCUGGAUAUCAGGGACUGUGUGCUGCUGGGCGACGGCUGCUCCAUACUGAGCACCAUUGGCUGCAAGCGCUUCAAGAUCUUGGCGCGCAGCGAAAAGGAUGGCUAUGAGACGGCCAAGGUGGAGUACAUCUACGACGAGCCGAUUGCCAUCGAUCAGGUGCAGUCGCUGGCCACGCUCCAGUCCCUGGUGCUGGCCAAGGCCAUUGUCUGGUUCGAGAGUCUGAGCAGCGAGCAGAAGCACGAGAUCCUCCAGAGCUAUGGCCAAAUGCCGCCGCUCGAGCACAGCUGGGAGCUGAUCACUGACGGACCCGCCUGGGCCUGGUGGAUCAUCGCGCUGCUGCCGCUCUCCCAGCAGCUGAAGGUGGACAUCUUGGCCACGACGUCGCUGAUGAAACGUCUGCGUGCCAUAGACAAGACGCUCGACUGGCUGCGCGAGCUCAGGCAGCGGCARCCGCAGCAGCAGCAGCAGACGCCGCAGUCGCAGUCGCAGCUGCAGCCGCACGAUGAUCUCAGCCUGGACUGCGAGGAGCAGGUGGCCGUCGAUGAGGGGGCAGCCAACGGCGACGAGUGCUGCCUGUACGCCGAGCCACACACAGACGAGGAGCUGCUCGUGUAGUGCAGCAGCCYCUCGAAUCAUAGAUCUAGCUUUAGUUAUAUAUAGAUGGUAUAUGUAUGUGAAUAGCGCUAGGUUGUAGCCGUAGUCGGGUGUCUGAAGCGUUUCUCAAUGUGUAAAAGCAAAUUCUGUGUCUAAAAGCCAUUCGUAUUACACUUUAACUGUUAUCCUAGGGGCCAAAACGAAAAGGUAUAUAUAGAUCUAUAUAUAUAUUUAACUUAGCAGAACCAAAUUAUCAGUAGCAACUGUAACUGUAACUGUAACUGUUAGCUAUUAGCUUUUAGCUGUUAACUUUAACUAUAACUGUAACUGUUAACUAGCAAUGUUAAGCAACUGUAGCUAUAAAUACUGUAAACUAAAUGUGUGUAAACGUUGAACUCGAUGUGUGUAGCAAAUGAGAGAGAUUUACAAUACAUAUAUAGUACUAUAUAACUAUCCAUAUAUCUGUAUAUACAUAUACGAGUAUAUAUAUACUACACAUACAAUCAAAAGUCGCGCCCCUAACAAUCUAGAGAGCCACCCCAUAUGUAACUUGUUGAAACCGUUGUAAAAAAAAA